CAUACAGGUUAUUUUCGUAACUAAAAUGGCGCUAACCGUCCUUUGCAAAAUUCCAGUAUUAUUUGCAAAUGGUGCAUAAUGGAAGAAAUCGAGAUGGGGAAUUGAUAAGCGAAGGAAUAGGGGAAUGUGUUAGUGGCCAAGUUGACUCAUGUCGGGUCUUUGAGCAGAAAUGUCUCAGAGACUGAAGAGACUUGCCGGGAAGCCGGAUGAUCCCGGCCCCAUGGGGAAGCGGAAGCGGCGCAAACUGAGCGGUUCGGAGGACGCCGACUCGCAGCUGCCGUCUGCCUCCGGCCACGUCUGGACGCCCAAACACCUGGGCAACCUCAAGGCCUACAACAAGAAGGCUGUCGAGAAGCCGGGCGAACUCAUCCGCAAGGACCUGAUCAGUGCGAUGAAGCUGCCCGACUCUGAGUACCUGUGUCCGGACGAGUUCCUGGAGAUCGCCGACCAGUGGAAGCAGGAGUGGGAGCGCGGCGUCCAAGUGCCCGUCAACCCGGACACGCUGCCGCACCCGCGCGUCAGCUCCGUACCCGGUCCGCCCUCGCGCCAGCAGGACUUCCGAAUACCGAAGAAGCUGCUGCGCGUGACGCACGACGACGCGUCGCCGGAGCUGUACCACAUGACCAACGCGCCGGCCAAGGCGGAGAAGAUGUGCCGCUACGACCUGGACGACCAGGACUCCAUCUGGCUGGGCGUCUUCAACGGCGAGCGGGGGCGCAUGGGCCUGCCGGCCGUCUCCGACCUGGAGAUGGAGCGGGCCAUCGAGGACAUGGAGCGCCAGUGCUGGAACAAGAUCCAGACCAUCGUCAAGACGCAGGAGGGGCUUAGCAUCGAGUUCGAUGAGAACGUGGUCUGCGACGUCUGCCAGCAGCCGGACUCGGAGGACGACAACGAGAUGGUGUUCUGCGACAAGUGCAACAUCUGCGUCCACCAGAACUGCUACGGCAUCACCAGCAUCCCCGACGGCUCGUGGCUCUGCAAGGCGUGCGCGCUCGGUAUCAAACCCGACUGCGUGCUCUGUCCCAAAAAAGGCGGUGCCAUGAAGAGCACCAGGUCGGGUCACAAGUGGGCCCACGUCAGCUGCGCCCUCUGGAUCCCCGAGGUCAGCAUCGGCGACGUCGAGAAGAUGGAGCCCGUCACCAAGAUCUCCAACAUCUCGGUGCGGCGCUGGUCCCUGCUGUGCGUGCUCUGCAAGGAGAAGGUGGGCGCCUGCAUCCAGUGCUCUGUCAAGUCGUGCAAGACGGCCUACCACGUGACGUGCGCCUUCAAGCACAACCUGAAGAUGAAGCCGGUGGAGGACGAGAGCGACGACGACGAGAUCCAGCUGAAGUCGUACUGUCCGAAGCACAGCAAGAACGAGAAGCUGUCGGGCGAGUCGGACUCGGACGGGGAGCUGCGUCGGCCUGACCCGGACUCGGAGGCGCAGCGGCGCACUCGCAAACAAAAGCUGCAGCAGAUCGAGUCCGAGUUCUACCGGCACGUGGACCUGCGCGGCACGGCCGCCGCCUGUGGCGUCCCCAUGGAGGCGGUCGAGUUCAUCUACAACUACUGGAAGCUGAAGCGGAAGUCGGGCAACAACAAGGCUCUGCUGACUCCCAAUACGGAUGAGAUCGACCUGCGCACCGAGCAGCAGCAGCAGGACCUGGAGAAGGUCAAGCAGUUCGUCCACAUCCGGCAGAACCUGGAGAAGGUCCGCAACCUCUGCUACAUGGUCACCAAGCGCCAGAAGCAGUGCCGCAACUACUUCCGGCUGCGCGAGCAGACGUUCCUCAGCCAGGCGGCCGUGCUGCGCGACCCGGCCAGCCGGCUGACGGCCGAGGAGCGGCGCGCCGUGCUCGACGCCAACCACAUCCGCGACAACGUGUACGACCGGCACUACUCGCACGCCGAGGCGUCGCUGCACGCGCACCCUCUGCAGCAGCUGCUGGACGUGAUCCGCGGCGGCAAGGCGGGCGCCGCGCCGCACUGCGAGCGGCUCACCAAGCAGUCGCUGUUCGGCAAGGACUCUAGUGAGAGUGACGCGCCGGCGGCGCCAGUGACUCAGGCGGGCGGCAAUGACGCCGCCACUAGUGACUCGGACUCGAGGCUGCCGGCCGGCGCGGCGAGUGCUGGCAAGGGCCGACACAUCUACACGGACAGCGAGUCGGACGCCGACGAUGACAAGCUGCGCUCCGCCUCGUCCAAGAAGUCGGAGCUGCUGGCGUCCGAGCCGGACGUCAGUUCGGUCAAUACAGAGAAGGCGCCGGUGCCCGACCUUAGCUUGAUCGUACCGCCGCGGCAGGCCAUGCUGGACGCCAACAAGCGCAUCGCCGCCGCGCUCAACCGGCGCCUGCUGCGCGAGGUGAACGCGGCCCGGCUGGGCGAGGGCGAGCUGUCGCUCACACGCAGCCCGCGGCCCGAAGCGCUAAAGAAGGCGCGCCCGAUGCCGCGCAGUCGCAAGAUCGCGUUGGGCCUGGAGGCGGAACCAGACGCGACGCAGGCGCCGCCGCUCGAGCCGCGCCGGCUCUCGUCGUCGGCCGAAAGUAAGCCGAUGCGGGGCUCGAUCGCCAGCAUCCUCAGCGAGCGGUCGGCCAAGGAGAGCAGCGAAGGGGCGGCGCGCGCCGGCUACCGGACGUCCGGCGAGGAAAUCCGCGUCGAGCGGCUCGAGGAUAUCAGCGACGAGCCACCGGCGGAGCAGCCGGCGCAGCCGUCGGUCCAGCCGCCCGCGCAGUCAUCGGCGCAGCCGCCCCAGCCGCCUCAGCAGGCCUCGUCCAUCUUCUCACCGCCGCGCUCGAGCGCCGGCGAGCCCGCCUUCGAGCUGGACACGAGCGUGCUGGCGGGCCUGAAGUCGGCGGCGCCGACGAAGGAGGAGAGUCAGCAGGUGACCAUGGACCUGGUGGAGAAGCUGCGCCUGCAAUACGCCCAGCAGGGCCCGGACGAGCGGCCGGAGGAGAAGCCGGCCUCGCGCACGGACGGCACGCAGCUGUACGCCACGCCGACCGAACUGCCCGGCUUCGCGUCCCCGCCGGCACCGCCGCCGCCGGGCAGCGUAGCCGGCCUACUGGCGCAGCCGCGCGGUCUCGGCUCCGUCAGCGUGCGCACGCCGGCCAGCAUCAACGCCGCCAGCCCCAUGCCCCCGCCUUACGCCCAGUUCGGUGCUGAAAGCAUGAUGCAGCACUUGAUGAUGAUGCAGUCGUGGCCGGAGGGCCAGCUGCGGGAGCUGAUCCAGAUGCAGUACGAGCAGUCGCAGCAGUACCUGAUGCGGCAGGACGCGGAGGCUGAGCGUCGCAAGGAAGCAGAAAUGGAGCUGCGCAAGCACGACGAGAUGAUCAAACGGCAGGAGGAGCGAGAGGAGCUUCUGCGCCGCCAAGAGGAGGAGCAGCAGCGGAAGCAGGCCGAGGUGCGCCUGCAGGCUCUGAUGGCCGAGCAGGAAGCCGAACUGCGUCGCAGGCUGCUGGCGCCGCCGCCGGUCGCCGCCGAACGGCAGCUGGUCAAGCCGGCCGACCGUGCCAAGGACCAGCGGCCGCCGGCUGCCGAGCCUGACCACUGCCGACUGCAGGCGCUCCAGGCGCUGGUCACGCAGGAGGACGAGCUGAAGUCCAGCCUCAAGGCCAGCAUGCAGAUACAGAAGAUCCAGUCGACCGACGCUAGCGACUUCAAUGACGCCGAGCCGGUGGUGCCGGUGCCCAACGACCUGGCCGGCACUGUGUACGACUUCGAUGACGACGAGCUGGACGACCUGCCGAAGACGCCACGCGGCCGCAUGCGGCCGGUGCGUGAGCGCUUCCUCAGCACGGACGUGCUGCCCACGCUAACGCAGCCGGGUGCCUCCGAGACCAGCAUGGAGUCGGCCGGCACGCCACCAGCGCUGCAGGAGGCGGCUGCCGUCGAGGCCGAGGAGCCAGCGGCGUCGCGCAAGAAGGAGUUGAUCCGGCAGUACGUCAACAGCACGGAGACGGAGGGCGCGGCCGAGCCGGCGCCGCCGCAGGAGGAUAGCUCGGUGGUCAGCCAGCGCUUCAUCUGUCCCAAGGCGGUCAAGUCUGAGGCUGUGCCGCACAAGCUGCGCAUCAGCCUCGGCAAGGACGGGCGUGGAAGCGAGCUGAAGCCGCCGAAGAAGCGGACCGGUGAGCUGUCGGCGGCGGCCGGCGAACUGUCUGUGUUCGAGAAAAUUCGGCAGGACAAUCUGCAGUUCGGUGACCAGAUGCUGGCCAGCUUCGACCAGGAACCGCCGCAUAAGAAGGGCAAGAAGAAGAAAAAGAAGAAAGACAAAGACCGCGACAAGGAGAAGAAGAAACGAGACAACGACGACAGCGGCGGCCACAAGGACCUGGUGGUCAAGAUCAAGCCGUUGGCGGCCGAGCCGGAGCCGGGCCGCCUGCAGCCGCUCAAGCUGACGCUGUCGCGGCGCGGCACCGCCGACCGCCGCCACUGCACCAUGCAGAACCCUCCCAGGAAGACCACGCACGCGAAGUUCCUGAAGUCACUACACGCUGAGCAGCUGAGCCGGGUGCAGGCCAAGAACCAGCAGGAGUGUGACCUGCUCGAGGACAUCAGGAACUUCACGAAACAGAGGGCCGCCGUCGAGAAGUCGUAUGCUGAGGCGCUACUCAAGAUCUCCUCCGCCUACCUGCACAAGAAGAUCCCGCAGCUGCCCGAGAUCCCCGGCGAGGGCGCCGAACAAUGGAACGUGUUUACCGUGUGGCGCACGCUGCUGGACGAGACGGAGAAGCUGGCCAAGGCGCGCAUGGCCGCUGUCGAGGUGUUCCAGCAGCGCAUCACCGACGAGGCCAAGACCGUGCGCACCAGCAAAGUGCAGACGUCCAAGAAGUGUCUGGAGCAGCUGCAGGCCAUCCAGAAGGAGCUGCAGGGCUGCGUUCAGGAGCUGGACAACUGUAAGAAGCGCUACCUGGAUGACGAGCACGUGGCGCACGACGUGCGGGACCGCGCCCAGCAGGCCGAGGAGAAGCUGAAGAAGAAGAAGGGCUUCUUCACUUCACUCUCGUCGCUACAAAAGAACAGCGCUAAGCUGUCGGCCAAGAAGGACCAGGUGGAGGAGCGCUCCACGUCCGCCCGCAACGAGUACCUGCUGCAGCUGGCGUCGGCCAGCGCUCACCAGCGACGCUACCACCACCACGACCUGCAGCAUCUGCUGAGGACGAUGGAGGGCGACACGUACGAGAAGAUCGCCGAGUACCUGACGCUGAUUGGCCGCACCGAGCUGCUCACCUGUUCCGCCGAGCAGGCCUCCUUCACCAAAGUGCGCGACCAGGCGCAGGCGAUCCGGACGCAGUACAACAUCGACUGCUACCACCGGCUGUACCCGGUGAUCGCGCAAGACGUGGUGCUCGAUUUUGAGCCCUGCGAGGGCGACUCGGUGGACCGGGUGAAGAUGGACCACAACUGCACCGGCUGGCUGGAGGAGGAGGCCAUCAAGUGGACGUCGCGCCUCGCCAAGGAGACCAAGUCGCUGCGCGAGAGCCAGAAGCGGUUGCAGCAGCUGCAGAGUCUGAAGGACCGCGGCGAGAAGUCGGACCCGGCCGACCCGGCCGGCAUGGACAUCGACAUGCGGAUAGACGAGGCCAAGAACAACUUCCGCUGGUCAGAGACAUCCCUCGUCAAGUGUCAGGCUCGAAUACAGUGCUUGCGCGACGGCGGAGUGAAUGUGGACGAGUUUAUGAGCCAGUUUGACGUGGACACGCUGUCGGUGGGCGACACCAUGUGUCGGUCCAGCAGCCAGCUGAGCGUCAGAGAGCAGUACCGGGACGACGACAGUGACCUGAACGACGCGUCGCUGAGCGCGUCGCCGGUGCCGACGGGCGGCGCGGCACGCUACGACUCGCACGAGGCGGCCGACGACGACGAGUGCCCGGCCGACCGCGAGGUGCUGGCGGCCCAGUCUCAGAUGGCGCAACUGACGGCCGGCUGGGGUGCCGCGCCCGACUGGGGCGCUGUGCCCACCACGCCCGUGCCGCCGGCGCCUGCGCUGCCGGGCGUGCAGAACAGCUGGCCCACCGAUGACGCCUGGGGUCAGCCGGCCGCCGACGAGGCGCCGCCGCCGCCGGCCGACUCCAACGACGCGGCGCAGCUCAAUGGCCACACGGCCGAGACGGGCGCCGGCCCGCCGCCCGCUGUCGGCUCGCGUUGUGUCGCGCUCUUCGCCUACGAGGCGCAGAACCCGGACGAGCUGAGCAUCACCGAGAACGAGCCGCUGGAGAUCGUCAGCGAGGGGGACGGCGACGGCUGGGUGCGAGCGCGCAACGACGCCGGCCUCGAGGGCCUCGUGCCGCACAACUACGUGGAGGUGGAGACAGAGGGCGUCAGCUUCAGCUCGGUCGACUAUGGGAACGAGCUGCCGACGAUCGAGGAGGGCCAGGAGGGCGCGCCCGAGGCACCGCCCCUGCUGGUUGAGCCGCCCCAGUCGCUGCCGGUGGCCGCCGGCCAGCUGCCAGACGGCUCUCACUACUGCCGCGCGCUGUACGACUACGACGCCACGAGUGCCGAGGAGCUCUCGCUGGUGGAGGACCAGAUCGUGCGCGUGCUGCGCACCGUCGUGCACGACGACGUCGACGACGGCUGGUGGGAGGGCGAGCUGGAGGGGCGCGUCGGCCUCUUCCCCUCGCUGGUGGUGGAGGACUGCCACGCCAACGGCGACCCGCUCACGCCGGAGAGCGAGACGUCCGGCCUGGGCGAGGCGCCGCCCGUCUUCACGCCGCCGGACGUGCCGGCCAGCCUGCUGCCGCCGCAGAUGGUGAUCGUGACGCAGCCGACGCCGCAGCCCAGCGAGGACAGCGCCAGCCCCGACCAGGCGCAGGCCACAGUGGUGUCUUAUUCGUAUUGCUCGCCCGGUUUUGAUUUGGAAUUGUCCAAAGAGCAGCAGCAAGUGUACCGCGCGAAAGCAGAGGGCGCCGUCAGCCGAGCAGGAGCGGACGGCGAGCGGAGUGGCGCCGAGCCGGACCCAGUCGUCCAGGUCAACGUCACGGUCCAGGAGGAGACGGAAGGUCCGGACCGUGGCGCGGCGGCGCCGGACGGGGCGGCCGGGCUGGGCGUGGCGCAGAUCGUGGUGACGGCCCCCACACCGUGCUGCGAGACGGCGCCCGUCGACUUCCGGCAGCCGGCCGCCGCCGCUGGCGACGGCCACCAGAGUCAGCCGGCGGCUGACGGGCCGACGCCGGCCGUCGACGAGCCGAUGGCGGAGGAGCCGCGCUCGCCCACGACGCCCGGCGCCGAGCCGCAGAUCAUCCACACGCCGGCCACGCCGCCUGAGGAGCCGUCCAUCAUCCUCAUCCGACCCGACCUCAUCCGAGUCACCCUCAUCCGGCCCGACCUCAUCCGAGUCAUCCUCAUCCGACCCGACCUCAUCCGAGUCAGCGUCAUCCGACCCGACCUCAUCCGAGUCACCCUCAUCCGGCCCGACCUCAUCCGAGACUACAGCUUCGCCGGCGCCUUCGACUACCUGAACGAGCAGGACGUGGUGCAGGCCAACCACGGGCUGGCGGUGGUCCGCGGCGGCGAGCACGCCGUUGACCCGACCUCGGAACUCUCCCUCUGGGUGCCGCCGGGUGACCGGUGUCGCGUGCGCGUGGUGCGCGCGCCGCUCGGCCGCGCGCCCGGCCGCCUUGAGCCGGACGAGUUUCCGUGUCAGUUCGCGCAUGGCGCCGUGGUUUACACGCACUAUGGCGCCGCGCAGCCGGAAGAGCACCGCGUCACACUGCUGGUGCGCUACGACUCGGCCGAGGACGCGGCCGUCGUGCGCGUGCACAUCGACGGCGCGCGGCGCAACACGCCGCCGGCGCCAUCGGCGGACGCGCAGCUCACGCUGGACACGCCGGCCGGCGAGCUGGUCUUCAAUGUGACGGCACCGCUCGGCUACGGCGACGGCCGGCUCUUCUCGUCGGACGACCCGGACGCGCCCCUCACGUCGUUCCUGCAGCGCGACCUCGGCGAGCUGAAGGUGAGCUACCAGCCGCCGAGUGGCCGCUCGGCGCGCCGCCGCACCUUCCAGCUGGGGCUGCGCGUGCUCGACGCCGACGGCCUCGUGUCCGAUCCGUUCACGCUCAGCAUCGUCGUGCACCCGAUCAACACGCGCUCGCCGGUGGUGACGCGCAACACAGGCAUCUCACUGUUCGAGGGCCAGAGCCGCCACCUGCUCAGCUCCGCCAAUCUGGAGAUCACCGACGAGGACAAUCUGAGCGAGGUGACCGUGCACGUGGUGGACGGGCUGCGCCACGGCCGGCUGCUGCUGCUCGGCGCGACCGUCAGCCGCUUCUCGCCGGCCGACCUCGACACCGGCCUGGUGACGUACCAGCACGACGGCAGCGACUCGACCAGCGACAACGUGCUGCUGCGCGCCACCGACGGCAGCAGCGACGUGCUGUUCGUGCUGCCGGUGACCGUGUUCCCCGAGGACGACCAGCCGCCGCUGGUCAGCGUCAACACCGGCCUCACGGUGCACCGCAGCCAGGAGCUGGACGGCCUGUACGAGCGCGUGGUGACCGCCUGGACGCAGGCGGACCUGCUCGACGGCAGGCUCUUCUAUCGGCACACGGGCGCGCCGCGCGCCGGCGUGCACACCGAGCACGUGGCGUUCACCGUCCGCGACGCCGCCGAGCCGCCCAACCGCUCCGGGCCGGAGGCGUUCGUCGUGACCGUGCUGCCGGUCGACGACGAGCCGCCGGCGCUGCGGCCCGGCGCGUCUCUCUCGAUGGUCGUCGACGAGGGUCGCGCCAAGCCGCUUGACCGCGCGGCGCUCAGCUACGAGGACAACGCCUCGCCUCCGGAGCGGGUCGUGUUCGUGGUCACGCGGCCGGCGCGCGAGCGGCUCACAAACUUCACACAGGCGCAGGUGAACCACCACAAGGUGGCGUUCCUUCCGACCAGCGGCGAGCUGGGCCUGCUGCCGCGCGUCCUGCAGCUGGGCUUCAGCGUGGCCGACGCCCCGGGCAACACGCUCCGCGACCAGGUGCUCACCGUGUUCCUGACACCGGUGGACGAUUUGCCGCCGAGCGUCACCAGCCGCGGGCUGCGUGACGUGCCCGAGGGCGGCUCGGCCGUCAUCACCGUUGAUCUGCUGGAUGCUGUCGACCCGGACACGGCUGCCGACGAGCUGCGCUUCCUGGAUCACGGUGCCGUCGCCUACUGCCACCUGGGCGGCGAGGUGGGGCCACGCGCGCGCACCGACGCCUUCCGGCUCGCGCUCUCCGACAUGGCCAGCGACGCCGUCGACCACAUCGAAGUCAACGUCACCAUCCGCCCGCUGCGCGCCGGCGCCGUGCGCUACGUGCAGAGCGUGCACCAGGGCGUGGAGCCGCGCGCCGACAACUUCAGCGUGCGCUGCUCGGACGGGGUCGGCGCCUCGCCGCCCGUCUCCGUGCCCGUGCUCAUCCGGCCCGUCAACGACGAGCGGCCGCGACCGCUGCUGCGCGAGCUGGUCGUGUUGGAGGGUGGCGACCUGGCCAUCGACUCGGAGCUGCUGUCGGCGGAGGACCUGCGCGGUCGGAUGGCGCUCGUCUACUCGCACGACGACUCCGAGACGACGGCCGACGCCUUUGGCUUCCGGCUGGAGGAUGGUCACGCCGGCCACGCCGUCGAGGGCCGCGUGGCCGUACAGGUGGUGCCCGUCGACGACGAGGUGCCGACGCUGGCGGGCGGCACGGCCGUGCUCACCACGGACGUGUUGAGCAGCAGCGACAGCGACAGCGACGACGCGCGCCUGACGUACCGGCUGACGCGGCCGCCGCAGCACGAGGAGCGUGCGGACAGCUUCGAGUUCGCCGUCAGCGACGGGGUGCACGCCGUACGGCGUACGUUCCGCAUCUCGCUGCUGCCGGUGGACAACAAGCGGCCAGUGCUGUUCAAGGAGGAGGUGCGCGUGGAGGAGGGCGCCGAUUCAGCCAGCGCGACCUCGACAGCAAUAUGA
Messenger RNA from Pollicipes pollicipes, 9895 nucleotides. RefSeq lists its product as uncharacterized. NCBI's taxonomy places the organism in Eukaryota, Metazoa, Arthropoda, Thecostraca, Pollicipedomorpha, Pollicipedidae. Gene Ontology annotation, biological process: anatomical structure morphogenesis. The transcript is spliced from 63 exons. Gene Ontology annotation, molecular function: protein binding. The record is from RefSeq and is a predicted model, not a curated record. The coding region runs from base 170 to 9895 and encodes 3241 amino acids.